UCGCAUCAAGUGAUCAAUCUGGAAUUACCAUAGCCACCAGCGGUUUAGUCUCGAGAUCAUUCAGUAGUCAUUUAUCGACUGAUAUUUUCCCACCGGUUACGCUCAGUCCAUAUCCGAUAUUCUUCGACCUCAGUUUAGUUAGCGCCUAACCGUUAUCGUUACCAGAGUGGGUCGUUGGCGGCCGAUAAGCUUGUGGUCGAAAAAAAAAGUUGUCUGCGGCCCUUCACCAGUCGCCAGUCUCAAGCUUCACCUCUCAGAACUGAUUGCAUUGUAUACAGAUAGUCUCUGUGACUGGGGUCAAGCGAUGGUGAAGUCUGUACUGGCGCAAAAGCGCAAAGGCGCUGACAGAUUAGAAGAGCCAGAGGCUGACGAAUUCAACGGCAACUUGGAAUCCAUCCUGUCGGACCAUGAGAGCGACAGCGUUGACGAUGUGGAGGGAGAGGAGGAAGAAGAUUUGAUCUCCGAUGCCGACGAAGACUCCGAUACUCUCCUAUCUCAGGACGAGGAUGAUAUUCCCUAUCGAAUUGUCAAGGACGCAAAAGGUGGCGAAAGGUACGAGUACGCCGAGAUCGAUGCUGUUUACGACAGUGACGACAGCGAUGCUCACGAGGCCACAAACACAAUUGGAAACAUUCCCUUAUCAUUCUAUGAUUCCUAUCCUCAUAUUGGCUAUGAUAUCAAUGGAAAGAAGAUAAUGCGACCGGCAACUGGGGAGGCUUUGGAUGCUCUGCUCGAUAGCAUAGAAAUUCCGAAAGGCUGGACUGGUCUUACUGAUCCUGAAACUGGAAAACCUCUGAAUCUCAGCCAAGAAGAACUUGAGCUCUUGAAGAAGAUUCAAAUGAACGAAGUCCCUGGAGAAAACUAUGAUCCAUACCCCGAUUUGAUCCCUUACUUCACAUCAAUUGAAGAGAAAAUGCCCUUAAGCGCCGCUCCAGAACCCAAGAGACGAUUUAUCCCAUCGAAACACGAGGCGAAGCGAGUUGCACAGCUAGUGCGGGCUAUAAAGGAGGGGAAAAUUCUGCCUUACAAACCAAAGGAAGACAAGCCUGAGGAACAGGAAGCAGACGAUAUCUAUUACGACAUUUGGUCUAAUGAAGAAGCUCAAGAACGCCAUGUUAUGAACAUUCCUGCACCGAAGUUAGCGGCUCCCGGCUACGACCUGAGCUACAACCCGCCCAGGGAGUACUUACCCACAGCAGAAGAAAAGUCCGCAUGGGAGGCGCAGGAUGAAGAAGAGCGAGAAAAGCAUUAUUUGCCUCAGCAAUUUGAUGCCCUGAGGAAAGUUCCGGCGUACUUGAAUCUUGUUAAAGAGCGGUUUGAGCGCUGUCUGGACUUGUACCUCGCUCCUCGAGUGAAGAAAAAUAGGCUCAAUAUUGACCCUAACUCUCUACUCCCGAAACUGCCUAGACCAGAGGAUCUCAAGCCUUUUCCUUCUUUAUGUCAAACGAUCUUCCAUGGGCAUGAAGGUAGAGUUCGGUCAGUUGCGUUUAGUCCCGAUGGCGAAUGGUUGGCAUCUGGUGGAGAUGAUGGUACUGUGCGUCUAUGGUCACUAAACGGUAAAGAGGAAUGGAAGUGCAAAAUUUCUUCUGAUGAACCCGUCAGCGCGAUUCGCUGGCGGCCCAACAAGGACACUUUCAUCUUUGCCGCUGCUGCAGGCGAGGAUAUUUUCUUAGUCUCGGCGCCCGUCAUAAGCGACGAGGUUGAAAAACAAAGCCGGGACGUUCUCGACGCCGGCUUCGGCUAUGCCAGCAACUCUACAUCGACUACCACAGCGCCCACCAAAGAGCCACCAGCCAAAUGGACACGCCCAGGUUCCAAAUUGGAACAAGCGGGUGUGCUCCUCAAAGUUACUGUUAGAUCCACUGUCAAAACAAUUAACUGGCAUCGCCGUGGUGACUUUUUUUGUACCGUUUCCCCCUCCGGGCAACGAAGCUCGGUGGCCAUUCAUACUCUUUCGAAACAUCUGAGCCAAAUCCCCUUCCGACGCCUACCCGGAUUGGCCCAAACUGCCGCAUUUCAUCCUUUACGACCUCUCUUGUUCGUUGCUACUCAACGAAUGAUCCGAUGCUAUGACCUACAGCGCCAGGAACUUGUUAAGGUGAUCCAACCUGGCGCGAAAUGGAUAUCAUCCUUUGAUAUCCAUCCAGGAGGAGAUAACUUGAUCGUCGGCUCGUACGAUCGACGUCUGCUCUGGCAUGACAUGGACCUCUCGAACCGCCCUUACAAAACAAUGCGUUUCCAUUCAGAGGCGAUUCGAUCAGUCAAAUAUCAUCGUUCUCUGCCCAUUUUUGCAGAUGCUAGUGAUGAUGGAACACUGCAAAUCUUCCACGGGCGCGUCGUGAGCGAUCUGAUGGAGAAUGCAACUAUUGUCCCUGUUAAAAUGCUCAAAGGUCACAAAGUUGUUAGUAAAUUGGGUGUGCUGGAUGUUGACUGGCACCCUAAACAUCCUUGGUGUGUCAGCGCUGGUGCCGACGGCACUUGCAGACUUUGGGCUUAAGGACCCCUCCAUUUGGUCAAUAUCUUGUUGUUUUCGGUUUAGAUUAGAGAUUUAUGAACAAAAUAGGUGAACUGAGGCCAUGUUUUCCGCUGUACGGCUCGAAUAUAGUCAGUCUGUCAACCCGUGUCUUAUGAACUUGCUGCGCCAACUCCGUCUUCUUUUCAACCACUUUUCUAAUUGUAUAACAAAAUCCUCCCCAUGCGGUACCCUUCCAUGCUUGGGAUGGUUGAUUUGCCCAUGCACAAGAACCUUGAGCUAGUCUAUAUAGAUUUGAACCGCUACAAACUUAAGGCGUACACACUAAAGAGUGAGUUUAAAGUACCAGUUGUCACCAAAUGAAUUUUAGUAUGAAAUCUUGAGUCAGUCACCAGUCGACCCUUUUUUUAAAUAAAAAAAUACAUCAACUUUAAUUUUGUCUAUCGUACUACGUACAGAUCCAGUGGUCAAGGAAGUGCGCGUUCUUUUGGAGCUGAGCUGCACGCCUAUCCCACCAGAAGCAGUGUGCGCUUUCCAUGACCCAACGCAGCGACAUAACUAAGCAUAAAAAUUGACCGUCUAUAGGAGUUUGAGUAGUUAGCCGGUGCUCGAAAUUGCAUAAUAAAGCAUGUCUGAAACUUACAUCUUUUUUCUUGGCUUGAACCUCUGAUAUAGCAUCCACGUAAUGUUCGUGGCCAAUCUUGUUCUUGCCUGAUCGCAGUGCAAUCAUGCCUGCUUCGACACAGACAGCUUUGAGCAUAGCACCACCAAACUCGUCAGUACUACGCGCAAGUUCACCCCAGUUUACGCCAGGGUCUACUCUCAUCUUGCGCGAAUGAAUCUUCAUGAUUUGGGCGCGAGCUUCUUCAUUUGGUAGCGGAAAUUCGAUCUUACGAUCCAGGCGACCAGAACGAAGUAGUGCGGGGUCCAAGACAUCAAUUCUGUUCGUUGCUGCCAAAACUUUGAUGCGAUCGUCAGAGGCAAACCCAUCAAGCUGGUUUAAAAGUUCCAGCAUAGUUCUCUGCACUUCUCGAUCACCACUCUUUUCGCUGUCGAAUCGCUUCGUACCAACGGCGUCAAGCUCGUCAAUGAAAAUGAUUGCGGGUGCUUUUUCUUUUGCCAAAGCAAAGCAGUCCCUCACCAGCUUAGCGCCAUCACCAAUAAACAUUUGAACCAGCUGUGGUCCUGCCAGCUUGAGGAAUGUGGCCUCGGUUUGUGCAGCGCAAGCCCUAGCAAGUAAGGUCUUGCCAGUGCCAGGAGGGCCGUACAUUAGCGCACCUAUUUCAACCAUUAGCAUCGCAUGUUCUCCAUCAAUAAAAAGUACUCUGCAAUCUACCUUUUGGCGCCUUGAUACCGAUUUUCUUGAAUCGAUCAGCCUCCUUCAUCGGCCAGACAAUGGCUUCUACCAGCUCCUCAAUCUGCUUGUCUAGUCCACCAACAUCGGUGUACUGUUCGGUCGGUUUUUCGUCGACUUCCAUGGCUUUGACUCGGCUGUCAUAUUCGGCGGGCAGCGUAUCGAGAAUGAGAUAAGAGUCCUUGUUGACACCGAUGAGAUCACCGGGUUUUAAUUCAUCAGAGUCAACGAGACCAAUGAGCGGCAAGAAGAUUGUUUGCCGUGUUGAUGUUUUAAUGACAGCUGAUUUUCCAACUCUUGUGGCAUCAAGAUCAAUGUUUGCUCCCUCCUCUGAUGAUUCCGCGGUUGGGUCGAGGUCGAGAAGCUCUACAACGUUGCCGACUAGAUAAGGUAGUUGUCUAUACAAAAGUCAGAUGUGUUUCGACUCCGGGUUUAAAUGCGACUUGUACCAACCUGUUGUUUGCAAUCUUUUCAACAUUAUCUUUGAUCUUCUCUCCCAUUGCUGCUUUCUCAUGUGAUAAUCGCGAUAGUUCGCUCUUCAUGAUGCGAGAAUCGUUCUCCAACAGUCGUCUACGGGUCUCGAUAUCCUGAGUGCUAAGACCAAGAAUUUCUUCAUCAAGAAUAUCUUCUUCUGCAGUUGCAUCAUUCAUAUCGGCAUCUUCAUCCCCGUUCUUAUCCAAGGCCUUCCUGCCGUGUCUUUUCUGGUCAUCCUUAUCGCGGCGAUCGAGGUCGUCGAGCUCUUCGAGGGUAGACAUCGUGUUCGUUGCGGCAGACACCCGCUAGUUAUAGUGGUAUAUAGAAAACGUAUCCGAGAGUACCAGUUGCUCUAGUUUAGUUGAAAGUCGAACGAACGACGUGGAUGAAUGAUUGUGGUGUUGGUGUACUACUUCGUCCACAAGACUGACCAGUGCUGA
Messenger RNA from [Torrubiella] hemipterigena, 4741 nucleotides. The record is from the annotation of a GenBank genome assembly. NCBI's taxonomy places the organism in Eukaryota, Fungi, Ascomycota, Sordariomycetes, Hypocreales, Clavicipitaceae.